AUGCCCUCCCAACCCCCACUGCCGCCCCUCCUUACACCUUAUGUAUCAGCUCUCCCCGAGUCUUCUCUCACAGUGGUUUCCUCCAUAUUGGGGGCCACGUCAAAUUGGCUCGUCCUGAGAUUUCUGCAUGCGUCACUGAGUACGUCACCAAGUCCUAGUGCUUCAUUAGGGUUCGAUGACUUGCCCAAUGGCCACAAGAGGAAAGUCGUUCUUGUGAGCUUUUUGCGUGGAUGGGAGUUCUGGAAGGUCGAGGCAAAGCGAUUGGGUCUCGAUCUUGCACGCUUAUCAGACAAGCAUCAAUUUGCUUUUAUAGAUGGUCUCUCAGAGCUAUUUAGUGCCCCACAAACAGCAGCGCCUAUUCCUAGCAGGUCUCCUAUAAGCAUGGGGAACCCGGUACGCACAACAGUGCCAGUCCGGUCAUCACCGGGUGCCCUUCCCGGCCGCACGCCCCCAGUUUCAGCUGCACCAACUGUGAAUUCUGGGAAUACGACGGGCGGUCAGAAAGAGCCAGGAAUCGCCAAGAAGUUACAUUUCUCCGGACAGGGAACUGCAGCUCUGGCUGCUUUGGAGAAGGACAUCAUUUCGGUGAUCAAUCAGCAAAAAGCGUCCAUGGAAUCUGGGGAUGAACUGCUUUUAGUUGUUGACCAGCCAGAUUUUCUUCUUGCGGCAACUGGAUCUAACAUGGGCAUUGGUGCUACGGAGAUGGCUGAUUGGAUCACCAUGUUGCAGCAGCAAGUGCAUGCGACCGUUUUGACCUUGGCGGCAGAUUCCCCCUUGAUACAUAUGUCUACAUCUGGAAAUCAACUGUCUACACCUACAGAGACGGAGCAUGCGGGCUUUGCUAUCGGAAUGGCGCAUCGGGCUCAAUCGGUGAUGCAGCUACGAACCCUGGAAACCGGGGCCGCAAGAGAUGUCAGCGGGGUUCUGAGGAUCAGUCGAGGUGGGGGCUGGACUGCUGAACCGAAGGAAGCCCUGGACGAGAAGGAGUUGCUGUACUAUAUCCAGCGUGAUGGCGGGGUCCGAGUGUUUGGGCGUGGGGAAACUUAA
Penicillium macrosclerotiorum is the source of this 1047-nucleotide messenger RNA. RefSeq lists its product as uncharacterized. Gene Ontology annotation, biological process: tRNA wobble uridine modification. The transcript is spliced from 3 exons. NCBI's taxonomy places the organism in Eukaryota, Fungi, Ascomycota, Eurotiomycetes, Eurotiales, Aspergillaceae. Gene Ontology annotation, cellular component: elongator holoenzyme complex. The record is from RefSeq and is a predicted model, not a curated record. The coding region runs from base 1 to 1047 and encodes 348 amino acids.